CCGGGCUCUUCCGGGUGUAUUCACUGCUUUCAGAUCCUCAAAGUAAACACAGUAGUUUUAUUAGCAGUCCUCAGUUGUACACCGAUGUGGUGCUCCACCGUGAAAGCCGCAAACCCCUCAGAUAUGACAGAGUUUUGUUUCCAGUUACAUGCUAACGCGCGAUGCUAACGUUAGCUUACUAAACUUGUGAGCAGCCGGGAGUUGUGGUGGAGUUUCUUCAGGUGAGCAGACGGAGGUGAGGGGGAGGAGAUGGGCUCUGUCCGCUGGGCUUUCCGGUGCGGCUCGUGGACACCGAGCAGGUCUGACUGGCUGUUUGCUGCUCGCUGUGUCCAGCAGGAGGAGAAAGACAGAAUCGGACAGUUUGUGUUUGCUAAGGAUGCUAAGUCAGCCAUGGCUGGCAGGUUGAUGCUGAGGAGGUUUGUGUGUGAGAGGAUGGGGAUCCCCUGGUCAGAGAUCCGACUGGAGCGAUCACCCAGAGGGAAACCUUACCUGGCAACACCACUGAAGGUCAGUCCAAAUUCAGGCCCCGAACCCCCGUCCUGGAGUUUCAACCUGUCCCACCAGGGGGACUACACUGUGCUUGCUGCGGAGCAGGGGCUGCAGGUGGGAGUGGAUAUCAUGAAGACCACUAUGCCAGGUAGCAGCUCUGUGCCUGAGUUUUUCCGCAUCAUGACUCGUCAGUUUACAGAGUACGAGUGGAGUGUCAUCCAAUCAGCUGGUUCGGAGCAACAGCAGCUUGCCGCGUUCUACCGCCACUGGGCCUUGAAGGAGAGCUUCAUCAAAGCCAUCGGCACGGGUCUGGGCUUCAACCUGCAGAGGGUGGAGUUUCAUCUGUCCUCUGAACCGCUCACACAGAAAUGUGUGCUGCGCCAGACCAAGAUGCAUCUAGAUGAGGAAGAAGAGGAGGACUGGACAUUUGAAGAGAGCUUGCUGGAUGCUGACCAUCACGUUGCUGUAGCACUGGGACCAUCCAACACAGCAGGCGCUGCACCUCUCCGUCCAUCUCUUCCUCCUCCCACCUCAUUUACACUGCUGUCGUUCACCGACCUCAUCGCCUCGGCCUCACCUCUGACAGAGGAAGACCCCGCCUGCUGGGACGGUUUCAAGAUGAAGGCUGAAGCUCCACAGAGACAAAGAGAAACGCACACGUCCAAAUAAACACCUGUCUAACACUGACACUCUCCUUCCACACACACACACACCUUUCAUAAGUGCCGACAAAGAGACACUGACACUGAAGCUGCUUUCUUAUUCAACACAAGUCCAGUCAAGUCAAGUUUAUUUAUAGAACCAAAGAUCACAGGUUUGUCUCAGAGGACUUCAGAAUCCAUACAGCAUAUGACACCUCUGAUCUUUAGAGCCUCGGUUCAGAUGAAGAAAAACUUCACACAAAAAAACCCUCUACAUACUGGAUACACACACACGCAUGAUUACAAUGCAGUACAUGCAAACAUUUAAUGUCGGUCAGUAGAUUGAUCUUGUGAAUUGUAAUAACUUCCUGUGUAAUUUCAGAAUACACGUUGUCCAAGAUUCUGCAUUGAGCUCCUUUUUAUUGAUCCUUGUAUAACCAACAGCCAUCAAACAAUACAUUUGACUGAAAGAAAUCUGCAAUAUACCAUGUACAUGAUGUAUAAUAUGUAAUAUACUCAUUCAUAGCUAAUUCACAGGCUGUUUCAGAGAUGAAUAGAUGAUGGUUAAUUAACCAUAUUUACUUUUUUUCAGUCAAAUCCCUGUGUGGAUCUGAUCAAAUUAAGAGUUAGACUAAGGGACAAUGUCUGCGCAGGGUGUUAAUGACAGAAACAUUUUUUACUUGAGGAAAUAAUUCUGUCACCGUCUCUGACUCUCUGUGCAAUGCAGAGCAACAUAUAAAGAUUUUGAUAAACAAUGUACUCGUAUAUUUGUGAUCUUUUCAGUCUUGCUCUCGCUCUCCUUUCUAGGUCCUGUCGCCUUCUAGACUUUGGCCCAAUUCCAAGCCGGCCCCUAAAGACUCAAGCCCUGAACCCUCACUGACUUAACUGACGUCAGCUGUAAGUGAUUGAGUGUGAGAGUCUGAAAAGGCUCCGGAUGCUACAAAUAGGAAUGGGACAGCACUUAUCCCCCUCUCUACAAAAUGUUGUUAACAUUGGCGGCUCUGGGCGUGAUCAUUUAUCGGUUUUUGUCAUCAUAUAUUCCACACACAAAGAAUAUCUAUCUAUCUAUCUGUCUAUCUAUCUAUCUAUCUAUCUAUCUAUC
Epinephelus fuscoguttatus (brown-marbled grouper) is the source of this 2232-nucleotide messenger RNA. It is a transcript of the gene aasdhppt, whose product is annotated as aminoadipate-semialdehyde dehydrogenase-phosphopantetheinyl transferase. Gene Ontology annotation, molecular function: holo-[acyl-carrier-protein] synthase activity; magnesium ion binding. The record is from RefSeq and is a predicted model, not a curated record. Lineage: Eukaryota; Metazoa; Chordata; Actinopteri; Perciformes; Serranidae. Bases 250 to 1158 code for a protein of 302 amino acids. Gene Ontology annotation, cellular component: cytosol. The transcript is spliced from 7 exons.